Acanthosepion pharaonis is the source of this 1548-nucleotide messenger RNA. Lineage: Eukaryota; Metazoa; Mollusca; Cephalopoda; Sepiida; Sepiidae. The record is from the annotation of a GenBank genome assembly.
AUGUCUGGCAAGAGUGACCAGAAGAAAAUAGAGAGCAAAGAGCAGGGUCUUAAAUCACAAAAAUCCAACUCUAAAAAUAAGAAAAAGGACGAUAAAUCAACUGAUCAUAUUCUGCGAGCCUUGAGCAGUUUAUCGACUCCAGAAGAGAAGUUAGCUGCCUUAUGCAAGAAAUAUGCUGAGCUUCAUGAAGAGAAUCGAGAACUUGGUGCAAAUGGUAAACAAAACCAGAGGAAACUAGCAGUUCUGACUCGUCAAAAAGAGCAGCUGCAGUUAGAGAACAAUAAAGCUGUGAUGGCCAAAAGUCAAUUGGAAAGUUUGUGUCGAGAAUUGCAGAAACAUAAUCGUCUUAUCAAGGAAGAAAGUUUGGCUCGAGCUAAAGAGGAAGAUGAGAAACGAAAAGAAAUAUCUGCAAAGUUUCAGUCAACUAUUAAUGAGAUUCAGGCUCAAAUGGUGGAUAAUCAUGACAGGAACAUGAAAUUGAGAGAAGAGAAUACAGAACUAGCUUCAAAGUUGAAAACCUUUUUGGAACAAUAUGAGCAACGAGAAAAGUAUUUCGAGAAAAUUGUCAAGCAUCGUGAACUUGAACAGCAACUUGCUGAUGCUAAAUUGAAACAAGCAUCUAUGCAGCUUGUAGAAGAGAAAGAGAAAAGCAAGAAGGAAAGAGAAUUUAUGUUGAUGAAAGCUACUGAAACUGAGAGCAAGAUGGUUUUGUUAGAAAAACAAGUUAAAACUUAUAAAGAUCAGUACAAUGAGUUCCAGACAACAAUCACCAAAAGCAAUGAAAUGUUUGCUAAACUUAGAGGAGAAAUGGAUAAGAUGACUGUGAAAAUUAAGAAAUUAGAGAAAGACAGUGCAGCUUGGAAAAGUAAAUGGGAAAAUUGUAACAAGGCCUUGUUAGGAAUGAUUGAUCAGAAAACCACAAUGGAUAAGGAAAGGGUCCUUUUGCAGACUAAAAUCCAGAAAUUAGAAUCAUUAUGCCGUGCCCAACAAGAACGAUUGCGAGCUCAGAAAAGUCCUCCACCAGCUGAAGAAUGUCACAAAUGCUGCUAUGCUGAAAGUUCUACUCCAUCCUCUAAUGAUUUGUCUGCUGAGCCUGCCCAGGUACCAGUAACAGACUCUUCAUCAAAGACAGAUGUGACAGCUGACAAUAGCACCCCUGCAGAGAGUUGUGUUACUCCAGACAGCGUGACACCAGCUAUGGGCUCCACAGUCCAGGCUACAGACUCUCUUCCUGACUUACAGCCAACAGAAAUUCCAUCCACCUCUGUUUCUGAAUGUUCUGCUGCAUCCAGUACUUCUGAACCCAAGAUGGAUAUAGUAGCAGAUAAUACAACAAAUGCAACAUCAGCACAAAGUUGCCAUAGUAACAACAGUGUAGAAAAUUGUUUGUUUCUCUCUCUCUCUCUCUGUCUCUGUCUCUCUCUCUCUCUGUCUCUCUCUCUCUCUCUCUCUCUCUCCUUAAAACUAUAUGUUAAACUUCAUUGCUUAAUCUCUCCUGCACUCUCUUCAUCUUUCACUUUCUUCUUUUCUUUUAUCUCUCCCUUAUAA